UUUAGUCAUAGUAGCUGGGCACGUAAGCGCUUGGGCUUGCCGUAUAAGUCAUCGCUCGAUUGGCCUUGUCUGCAAUUUGGGCACUUGGGCAGUUGGGACAGUCUGUUGGUGAAGGUCAGCUUUGGUCUAUGAUGGGUAUUUAAAGUCGGCAAUUGACAGAGGGCAGCAGCAGUUCAUGUUUUGACAGCAAAAUGUUUGGAGCAAGCCUUUUAAUUUUGGCUCUUUGUGCGGCAGCAAGCCUGGAUGCUAGUGAGGCGGCUAGAUUACGAUUUCCGGGACCUGUACUACAGCGACAAGAGGUGGCUCCUUAUCCAGCAGCCGGUUUGACGCCUGAUCCACCAUUUGAACUGCCUACGGAGCAGGCAGCUGACUUCCCUGAACCAGAUUUGACCUACGGGCCACCAGAAGAACAGCCGGAGCUUGUUUACGGACCACCUGAGGAACAGCCUGAGCUUGUUUAUGGACCACCUGAUGAAGUCUAUGGACCACCCGAAGAUACAUAUGGUCCGCCGGAGCUGCCCAAAAAUAUAGACUCGAAUGGUUCAGGACAGAACGCUGCAACUAUAAGCUUGGCUAGCUUACGUCCACAACUACAAUUUGUGUUGCCUCUGGUACAACGUUUUACCGCCUUCCGGCAGCUUCUUCGUCCUGUGCAGUCCCAACGCCGACCCGCAAAAUUGACCGCUCGUCCACAGAGAAGACCUGCAAAAAUUAUCAAUCGAGUUAAUGCUGCUUUUCCGGCUACUCAAUUGACUCUGCCAUUUGUGGAGCGUCGCAUUCCGUUUAGGGCUUCGCGUUUAAUUGUUAACGCUCCUUUAAAACGGAAGCCCGCCAAGAUUACCGUUAACUCACCUAAACAAACUCUCGCCCAAUUGACGCCCGCCAUACGCAGGCCAAUAUUUUCUGGCGGUCGCAUUAUUGCCUAUUCUGACCAAGUGCAGAAUUGGUAA
This is a messenger RNA of Drosophila hydei, 950 nucleotides long. RefSeq lists its product as uncharacterized. The record is from RefSeq and is a predicted model, not a curated record. Lineage: Eukaryota; Metazoa; Arthropoda; Insecta; Diptera; Drosophilidae. The transcript has 2 exons. The coding region runs from base 192 to 950 and encodes 252 amino acids.